Molecule: messenger RNA, 1113 nt
Organism: Aspergillus uvarum CBS 121591
Lineage: Eukaryota; Fungi; Ascomycota; Eurotiomycetes; Eurotiales; Aspergillaceae
Exons: 4
Coding region: 1-1113 (370 amino acids)
Source: RefSeq, a predicted model, not a curated record
AUGACAGAAAUUACCUUGUCACCGGAGGAAAUAUGGUCUGGCGGAAUCCCGACAACUGUUCGUCUGCACCCCGGUAUCGACUUGGAUGAUGAUGAUUUGCUGGAGGAAAUCAAAGGCUGGUGCCUGUUUGUAAAGGAGUCUCGGGCACAGAUCCCCAACCUCGACAAGGAUGUGACCAACCGAAGGGGUCUUAUCCAGAAAUGGGCGUCAGCUGAUCAAAGCUUUCGUGAUUCAUACCAUCAGCGCGCCCCUCUUCCCGCAACGGACGUUUGGGAUACCCUAAGGCAAUCUCCGCCUUUUAUCUGUCUCGUUGACCAGCCGUAUACCCCGGAGAACUACGUCCGGAUCACCAAGCUCUUGAUCCUCUUGUAUAUCCACCUCGGAAGAGACUGCGGCCAUCCUUUCUCCCACCAUGGCGUUUGGUACCCUACGUCGCAACUUCCAGGAUUUCUGCUUGACCCUGCCACAAGCGCGAGCGCAGUCUCCCCGGAGGAUCGCGCGCGUCUGCUCACCCCGGCCAACAUCCCCACGAGUUCCUGGCUCGAGCCCGCCGACUUGGGGAUGAUAGCCCUAACCCGCGCCGGGACUGUGGUCUUUCCCAACCUCAGUUGCCAAGCCUUCUACAUUCUGGACGAUCAGAGCUGCUAUGAUGGACGUCUUCUCCUCCUCCACUUCGCCCCCAACGGCCAGGUGGCCCACCAGGCGCGAAUGCUUCCGUGGAAUCUCGGGCCCCUCACCUCGUUCCGGUAUAGCCUCUGGCAUUCGUGGGCUGAACUCAUGGAAGAUAGUCCCUACACGCACCCGCGCUGGAAUCGUCCCAUUGAUAUGCACCUCCCGCUCCUGGAUAUCAUGGCCUCACUGACGGCGCGCGAGGACCUGGAGCAAUUCAACGAUGCUUCCCAGGAAGAAUGGGCGGAGGAGUUCGAGCGAUUCGCGCCGGAGUUUCUGGCCUAUGAACGCCAGAAUCGAGAAAGAGAGUACAGCUGGGACCGGCUGGCGGAGAUCGCAGGUGACGGCCCGUUGACCCAGUAUAAUCACCUUCGCCAUGUCCAAAAGCUGGCGGCGUUACAGGGGCGCUGUCCGCCUUGGCCUGCUGGUCCAAGAACUUUAUAG